UUCUACUUGUGUCGAGAAGUGUCUUCAAAAUUAGCAGUAGCAAUAAUGUCAAUGAAGAACUACUAUGAAAUUUUACAAUCAACUCCAACAGCGAGCUUCGAAGAGUUGCGCCGCAAUUAUAAACAAUUAAUUUUACAAUGUCAUCCAGAUAAAUUACAACAUGAUACCAACAUAACCAAAGCCCCAAAUACAAAUGCCGAUACUGCUAUUAAUGUUGCGGCUUCAACUAUAAACCCAAAUGCCCGAAAUGUGGCAUCUUUAGAUGAGCUUAACGGAGAAUUCGUUGCUAUAAAUGAAGCAUGGAAUACGCUUAAAGAUGCCACAAAGCGAAAGCUCUACGAUGCCGAAUUACUAUUGUCCAAAUUUCAAACGCAUAGUAAUAUUUUUGCGCAUGUAACACUUGCAGACAUGAAACGCUGUACCGAUACAACCACAACCAGCGAUGGAAGUAAAACUGGCAGUGGCAAUGACAAUGAUAGCGGCGACGAGGGCAGAGUCAAGUCCGGUGUUGAGGAUGACAUAUAUUGGUAUUAUACAUAUGACUGUCGAUGUGGCGGUCAGUAUAUUGUUGAUGAGUCAUUAGACAGUGAAAUAAUAAACCGCAAUCACAAACAUGUUGCCCACAUUCAUAGCGAAAAGCAAACCUCAGAAGAGCAAGAAAUAUACCAACAAAAGCAAAUAAACUGCGAUAAAUACUUCGAUAAGAAUUCUCAAGCAUCUGCAGAUAGUAAAAAUUGCAAAGGGAAUGCGUUCGCAUCGUCUUCUGGCAGCUUCGGAAGCAUCGGAGGAGAUGAGGGAGUUUCUAAAGACUCACAGUCCUCUGCCAAGGCGAAUGACGAUGACGACGGCGAAGUGCUUGUCGAAUGUAGUGAAUGCUCUUUGGUAAUCGUAUUGACCUAAACGUACAAUUCUGAGCUGUCACGGGUUGGCUGAUGAGACAAUGCAAAUAAAUAUGAAAAUAAAUACAUGAAUAAGUAUAAUAAGAAAAAUAAAUAAAAUUAUGAAUAACAAUGCGGCGAUUAUAGUGAGUGCGCAAACACCAAUACCAGCAAAAAAUCACAGCCAAAUAAAAGAUGCGAAAACCAGCAGAAAAUAUAGAACAGAACAAAAGUGUUUCAAAAGAACGAGCGAACAUUCAACUACAAAUACAAAUUUAAUGUAUUUACGUGAAUUUCGGCUUUCGCGAUAUGCGGUGAUUCCUAUGUGAGAUAUAUUUACAUAAACUGAAAAAAUAUAUUGUAUAAUAAUAUUUUAUCAAAUGCGUACAAAUAAAUAUAAGAAAAUAAAAAAAGAGUUUAAUUGUCUUUGAUAUGCCCAACCAA
Messenger RNA from Ceratitis capitata (Mediterranean fruit fly), 1322 nucleotides. RefSeq lists its product as uncharacterized. Gene Ontology annotation, molecular function: ferrous iron binding; ATPase activator activity. The annotation marks the transcript as partial. Gene Ontology annotation, biological process: positive regulation of ATP-dependent activity. The record is from RefSeq and is a predicted model, not a curated record. Lineage: Eukaryota; Metazoa; Arthropoda; Insecta; Diptera; Tephritidae. The transcript has a single exon.